GAGGGGAGCGUGCAGAAGGGAGAGUCUAUGUGUUCGCGCGCUUGUAUGAAAGUAGUACGCCUAGGAUUUUUUGGUGGGGUGGGAAGUCUCGCUACCGAGUAGGAGAAGGAGGAUGAAAGCAGCACCUUACUAAUUAUAAAAUAACAAGAAAGCGAGCGAGCGCUCUAAAUUUUUCUUGGAGCUCAGUAGAAGGGAGGAAAACGGAACUAGAAGGUGCUUUUCCAUUUUGACCAGUAGGGGCGGCAGCAGCCAGAGCCGGCCAAACUCCGUGCCUGUUUCAAGCACAGCACCCAGGCUUCCCCCUUCUUCGCCCAUCCAGCGUUACAAAGUUCUGUGUUCAGCUUUCCUCCUCCGCGAGGGCGGAGAACUGGGGAGAAAGUGCGCGUGAGUGGUAGGCAAAGAGAAUCGCCGUGUGUGCGCCUCCUUGGCGGCUGAAAAACUGCCCCUCCGCCCCAUCUUCUUAAGAGUACACACGUAGUUGUUAUUAGUCUGUCGGAGAACUGGGGAAUUCGGUCUCCCCUUCCCCACGCUUUGCCAAGUGUCCCUCUGUGCGAAGGGAUGCUUUGUCCUGCUCAGUCUGCCCCAGCAGUGCCCGUGUCUUCCUCCUGAGCAAGCAGCAUGAGCAUGGCAAACGAAACAUACCUCUUCAUAAAAGACAUAAAGCCCGGACUGAAAAAUUUAAAUGUCGUCUUUAUUGUGCUGGAGAUCGGGCGAGUCACCAAAACCAAAGACGGGCACGAGGUGAGGUCAUGCAAAGUGGCCGACAAGACCGGCAGCAUCACCAUCUCCGUCUGGGAUGAACUUGGCAGUCUCAUCCAGCCUGGUGACAUUAUUCGCUUGACCAAAGGGUAUGCAUCUCUGUGGAAAGGAUGUCUUACGCUUUACACUGGAAGGGGAGGCGAGCUUCAGAAAAUUGGGGAGUUCUGCAUGGUGUACUCCGAAGUGCCCAACUUCAGUGAGCCCAACUCGGAUCAUCAUGGGCAGCCCCCAAAAGCGGCACAGGGUGAGCAGAGUAAUAAUUCCCUUCCAUCAACUAAUUUGGGUACUUGUACUUUUGGGCCAACUGGAAACGGUUUGCCUGCAGGACCUGAGCUGAGCGGCGUGUCGACGACGUAUAAUCAUGCCCCCCCCUCCUAUGCAGGGGCUGGCAGGGUCAGUGGACGGGGACCUGCCCCUCCCUCGGGGCCGCCCAAUAAUGGCCGCCCCCCGCAAAGCACAAUAAGCAAUGGGAGGGACCCCCGCAGAGCCUCAAAAAGAUGACCAAGCCAAAUGCCGCACUGCCCACCCAAACUCUCUGCGCUACUUGAACACUUACUGCACUUUUAUUUAUGGCUAACUGUGAAAAAGGUUUGCCCUUCCUUCUUGCCCUUGACCUUCUGUUGCGUGGAGAGAAGGGCCCUGUCUCCCCCCUUGCCCCAGCUGAAAAUUACGGGAAGCUGUGGACACCGCAUUGCUCCAAGGAGAUAAGGCUUACACAUGUGGACUGGGUGUGGGGUGGGGGGUCACUGUUGGAAAUGGGGGUUCCUUGUUGAAUAUCAGAUGUUGAUUUCCAAAACAAAACUAGACUUUGGUUGGAUGCUUUUAAAAAAAAACAAAAACAAAAACGGUUUAGUUGAGUUUGAAUGAUGCAGCCUUAAGAUGCCUCCUUUCUGCUCCAGGGACUAACUCCCAUCAUGGUUAGCGGAGCUUGUGAAUGCUACUUGGUGUGAAAGCUCCACCUAACACAUCAGCUCUCCAUUAAAAUCGCCCAGCAGUGAGCGCAGACAGACUGGUCUGCGCCGGUGUACAGAAGAGCAGCCUUUUGUAGUUUGGGCUUGGGGGGCUUUUUAAGGUAGCGAUGGCUGCAUUUGAUGAGAGUGUCAAGUAUCUCCUGUUGAAACUGGUAUGCUGCUUCCCCACGAUCCAUUUUCUUUGACCAAAGUGUCCACAGUAUGCCGGGCAUCCUUCUUGGUUUUAGUCAUGUGGAAUAGAAUCUGAAAAUGCAGCCCCUGGCAUGUGGACCGUGCGCAGACAACGCUGCCGAGCUGGAUGCAGAAUCCAGCUUGGUAGCGGCACUGCUGCGAGUGCUGCCCCACCGACAGGAAGUAGUGCUAGUUGAGCAGAAGCUUGAGCUGGCUGAUGAAACGUCCUGGUGGUGGUGGUGGUGGUGGUGGAGGGGGUGCUGUCAGUGACAGCUGUUUUCCUUGAGUCCUGCCUAACCAGUGGUACAAAUCCAAGACCAGAGAGCCCAGUCCAGAAUAUGGGAGUGUUUUGUCACACGUCGGAUUCUCUUGCUCUGUCCAACGCUCUUCAAGUGUGAAGGCGGCUCUGCUUCCCCCGCCCACCAACUAAGGGAAGUCGCUCCCUCUAGUGGCCUCUGCAAGCACUAGGUUUUGGUUUUUGCUAGUGCAGCAUUGCCAGCAUUGGCAGAACUGCAUCGCUGGCUGUGGCUCUUGAUGCAUAUCCUGGCUUUUCAUGAAAGUGGCAGGCUGAAUAUCCCGUUCUUUGGAGUUCCCAGUGGCAGGAGCCCAGCUGAAGUAGCACAAGCCAGGGAGCUUCAUCACUUGACCUCUGUGGAGUGUAUAAGCUGGCCAUCAGGUGAGCCCUGCUGGUUUUUCAAGGGCCGGUGUGGCUUUCAAGCUUGUCUUGUGGGUGGCAGGGGAGGGAGGGAUUCUCUAUGCACACAGAAAGCAAGCUGGGCAGAAAUCUCGAGGGAAGCCAUUUCCCUGGAAUAUACCUUUUUCUGUUUGCAUAGAGGGUUCCUCCCACCUUCCAGUGGGUGGAGCUUUUUCUGCCUUUUGUCAGCAACCCAGGAAGUGCUUCAUGGCUUGGCUUGAUAAGAGCAUGGCCCAAACCAUCUUGAAGUAAGGAGGGACAGAAAGAGCAGUGAGAGUGUGGGAAAGAGAUCUGUGCUAACACCCCUUUUCUUGAGCAUGUCUCCAGCUGCUUUCUCAAGUGCCUAUUGAGCACAUGUAUGAUUUUGCUUCUAGAGCAAACAUCUCGAUUUCGAGAAAGGCAACAUUGGGUCUGUUACAGCACAUGAUUUUCAAGCUCUCAAGUUUGAAAAAGAAAUAUUCAGUGGUCCUAUCCCCCAUGUAAAAUGAAUGCAGUUCUUUCGUAUUAAAGUAUUCUUGGUGUCAAUUUAUAUCACGCUACCUUAGAAUUCAUUCUCGGCAAUUCGUUUUUUGGGGAUCACAUAUAGAAUCUAUCCAAAUGUUAGAUGACUGGUUUCCUUUUUAUGUAUGUUUGUUUUUGUUUGGCUUUUUGAUUAAAUUCUUGAAGCGGACCUCAUAAAUAAAAGUUGCACUAACCCUGUUAAAAAAGGAAA
Varanus komodoensis (Komodo dragon) is the source of this 3307-nucleotide messenger RNA. It is a transcript of the gene NABP1, whose product is annotated as nucleic acid binding protein 1. Gene Ontology annotation, molecular function: DNA binding. The transcript is spliced from 6 exons. The record is from RefSeq and is a predicted model, not a curated record. Bases 619 to 1260 code for a protein of 213 amino acids. Gene Ontology annotation, biological process: double-strand break repair via homologous recombination; mitotic cell cycle checkpoint signaling; response to ionizing radiation. NCBI's taxonomy places the organism in Eukaryota, Metazoa, Chordata, Lepidosauria, Squamata, Varanidae. Gene Ontology annotation, cellular component: SOSS complex.